This is a messenger RNA of Pseudoliparis swirei, 3021 nucleotides long. RefSeq names its product adrenoceptor beta 2, surface a (gene adrb2a). NCBI's taxonomy places the organism in Eukaryota, Metazoa, Chordata, Actinopteri, Perciformes, Liparidae. Bases 117 to 1376 code for a protein of 419 amino acids. The transcript is spliced from 2 exons. Gene Ontology annotation, cellular component: membrane. Gene Ontology annotation, biological process: negative regulation of smooth muscle contraction; adenylate cyclase-activating adrenergic receptor signaling pathway; norepinephrine-epinephrine-mediated vasodilation involved in regulation of systemic arterial blood pressure. The record is from RefSeq and is a predicted model, not a curated record. Gene Ontology annotation, molecular function: beta2-adrenergic receptor activity; norepinephrine binding.
GAGUGAGACACACGGAGACUAAGGACACAGCAGACAGUCGACAGAAGGACCUGUAACUGAACGGGGACUUUUCUACUUUUUAUGGGAGGCAGGAAGCCAGACGACGACCUGUGGAGAUGGGAAGUACAACCCUCCCAGUGUACCUCAACGUGAGUGCAGGGAUGUCCAACUCGUCAUCGGACCCGACGGACAAUGAGGACGGGGCUUACAGCGAGGCCACCAUGAUCCUGCUGGGCAUGGCGAUGUCCUUCCUGGUUCUGGUCAUCGUCUUCGGCAACAUCCUGGUGAUCAUAGCGAUCGGCCGCUUCCAGCGUCUGCAGAACGUCACCCACUGCUUCAUCACGUCCCUGGCCUGCGCCGACCUGGUCAUGGGUCUCGUCGUGGUUCCUUUCGGCGCCUGCUACAUCAUCUUCGAGAACUGGCACUUUGGCAGCUUCUGGUGCGAGUUCUGGACGGCGACGGACGUGCUCUGCGUGACGGCGAGCAUCGAGACCCUGUGCGUCAUCGCCAUCGACCGCUACCUGGCCAUCACCUCGCCCUUCCGCUACCAGUCGAUGCUGACCAAGUGCAAGGCUCGCAUCGUGGUGGUGCUGGUGUGGGUGAUCGCCGCCCUGACGUCCUUCCUGCCCAUCCACAUGAAGUGGUGGAUAUCGACCGAGGAGGAAGCCAGGGUGUGCAACGAGAACAGCAACUGCUGCGAGUUCGACACCAACAUCCCGUACGCCAUCACCUCCUCCAUCAUCUCCUUCUACCUGCCGCUGGUCAUCAUGCUGUUCGUCUACAGCCGCGUGUUCCAGGAGGCCAAGCGGCAGCUGAGGAAGAUCGACCAGAGCGUCGGACGUUUUCAGAACGCCGACGGCGGCAACCUGGAAUCUCUGGAGAGCAACAACGGGCGCGGCAACAAGAAGGCCAAGUUCUGCCUGCGGGAACACAAAGCCUUGAAGACGCUGGGGAUCAUCAUGGGGAUCUUUACGCUCUGCUGGUUGCCCUUCUUUCUGCUCAACGUGGUGGUGGCCAUAUGGAAGGUGGAGGGCGUGGACCUCGCCUUCAGGAUACUCAACUGGAUAGGUUACGCCAACUCGGCCUUCAACCCGCUCAUUUACUGUCGGAGUCCCGAGUUCAGGUACGCCUUCAAGGAAAUCCUCUGCAUGAAGAGGAACCGCCUCAGCAACCCGGGAACGGCGAACGGAUACGUGUACAGCCGGCACAGCUGGCAGAGCGAGCAGCAAGGGCGGAGUAAGGGCAGCUUGGAGGACGGUGACGCUCAUGAAGGUUGUCUGCGGCGGGCGGCGGGGGUCUGCGGCUUCGCGGACGGAGCGGCGGACCCCAACGGGAAUUGCAACAAAAGCCUAACGACUGUGACCACCGUCCUUUGAUGUCGUGGAGCCCCGAGGCUUCCAGAUGUGUUUACACCGCUGUCAUACACUAUUUUUUUAAACUCGUGAAGGUAAGGCCGGUCGAGCUGGCUGGUAGAGACAGACUCACAGAAACUGUAAUAUGAAUGAUCACUUUUCCUUUUGUGACAUUUCCCAUGUUUAUCUUUCAUCUACCUCGUCUUUUUUUCUUCUUCAUGUGUUUCUUAACUGACUAAACCGUCCCCAGGAGGUACACUGUGCAUUACGUAACUGCUGACUGUCGGGCUCAGAUUGAACGUGUGGUCUUGUUUCUUGUCUCGGAAAUCUUGGCAAAAGAUCCCAUAAAUUUAUUAGCAUAAAAAUGUUUUUUUCAAAUUCAAAGUGAGAGUUGUCGGAGGCUGUCGACGUCCCGAGGGACGGUAGGGAGUCAUAUUUUCCAUCGGAGAAUAGAUGAGGAACAUGAGAAGUGUUAUAAUGCCUCUCUGGCGCUGUGUUUGAAAAAAAUACAUUCCAAUCAACCAAAAUCAUAAUUUGGCUUCAUUUCAUAAAUGUUUUUUUGUUUUGUUUUUUUACUCUAUUUUUUUAUUUGUAUUGAUUAUUACAUUGUGAAAGACAAUGAUGAUGAACAGGUGUGGCAGAAUCAAUCUCUCUCUCUAUCCCUCCCUCUCCCUCUCUCUCUCCCUCUCUCUUUCUCCCUCUCCCUCUCUCCCUCUCUCUCUCUCUCCCUGCUACCUGCUCAAGUGUUUUACAGCCGUUUGCAUGGCUGUUCCUGUUGCACCGCAGAUAUUUAGUUAUCUUUAUUUCACUGGUGCACGCUGAAAAGACGCCUCAGAAAACGCGGAUCGUAUACGUUGCAUCGGCCAGAGUCCAUCGUGAGCCCUAAAGAUAUAUAAUAUCUAUUAAUGAGAUUAAUCCUAUAGGAAAUUAGCUUUUAAAGCUUGCAUCUGUUACACAAAUAAAUGCAAGUUUUCUUCUACAUGCAGUAGUCCACCGGUUCCUUUAAGCUGUAAACCAGUAUGUGAUUAAUUAUGAAGUAUAGGGCGCACUACAAGUAUUUAUUGUCCCCUCUAUGUGGCGCUAGCAGCAGCAGCAGCAGUGCUUCUGGUUGCACGAGCCCUGUGUGUGUGUUACAGUGUGUGGUUGCUGUGUUUACUUAAAUCAGAGACUCCGUUCCCUUCGCCAUGGCACAAGAGCUCAAAGCCACUCGCACGAUAACAAACCGUCCUCGGCGAGAACGGCGUUCCGGGCCGGAGACAUUUCGUUCCGACGGUUCGGAGAGCCGACAAACGGAGAAGUCGCCGAGCGGCGCUCCUCCGUCUCCGCCGCCUGACGGUUCCCAGAGUCUCGUCUCUGCGAGCGGAUGUCUGGAUCUCUGUGAGAUCCGUCUGACGUUUAUAUAUCUGAGCCGCGCAGGAAAUGCUCCACGAUCCAAUAAAUCCAUUAUCUCUACCGUUGAGCUGGGGAAUCAGACGACUCCGACGUAGAUUAGUGCGUUUGAUGAAUAUACAGUUCCCAAUCUGCAUGAUCCAAAACGGCCGGCCUGAAAUGAGACUCCCUUUUCUAAUCUCUCGUCUUAAAAUCACGGGCUCUCUGGACUUUUUUAGAAUAAUGGAAACAUUAGCGCUUCACAUGCAGGUGAAUUCACCCAUUUUUUUCACAAUAAACA